AUGGCGAUGGGGAUGCCGUAUGGCAUGCAGUCUAUGCUGAAGGACGGGCAUAAAAUUAUGUCUGGGCUGGAGGAGGCGGUGCUCAGAAACAUCGAGGCGUGCAAGGGCCUGACACAGAUCACUCGGACCAGCCUGGGCCCCAACGGCAUGAACAAGGUGGUGAUCAACCACCUCGACAAGCUGUUCGUGACCAGCGACGCCUCCACCAUCGCCGGCGAGCUGGAGAUUCAGCACCCCGCCGCCCGCCUCAUCGUCCUGGCCGCCCAGGCCCAGCACGCGGAGGUCGGGGACGGGUGCAACUUCGUGCUCACCUUUGCCGGGGAGCUGCUGGGCCACGCCGAGGCCCUGCUCCGGGACGGCCUGCACCCAGUGGAGAUCGCGGACGGCUACGCCAAGGCCGGCAAGGCUGCCCUGGCGGCCCUGGAGUCCCUCGUCGUCCCCGGCUCCGUCGACCUGGACCUGACCAGCGCCGACGCCGUGGCUCGGCGCCUGCUGGGCCCGCUGUCCUCCAAGCAGUACGGCGUGGAGGCCACGCUGGCCGCGCUGGUGGCGCGCGCCUGCGUCGCGGUGCUGCCCCCCAACCCUGCCAACUUCGCCGUGGACAACGUGCGCGUGGUCAAGAUCCGGGGCGGCACCCUCUCCGACUCCUACGUGGAGCGGGGCCUGGUGCUGCGUCGCGGCGUGGAGGGCCGCGUCGCCUCCGCCGCCAACGCGCGCGUCGCGGUGUACGCGCAGGGCUUCGACACCUCGUCCACCGAGACCAAGGGCACGGUGCUCAUCCGGUCGGCGGGGGAGCUGGAGGGCUACGCCAAGGGCGAGGAGGCCAAGCUCGAGCAGGUCGUCAAGGCUGUGGCAGACUCCGGCGCCACCGUGGUGGUCUCCGGCGGCAACUUUGGCGAGAUGGCGCUGCACUUCCUGGACAAGUACGGCCUGAUGGCGGUCAAGGUGCCGUCCAAGUUCGAUCUGCGCCGCGUGUGCCGUGCCACAGGCGCAGUGGCGCUGAUGGGCACCGCCGCGCCCACGGCCGCCGAGCUGGGCCACGCGGGCUGUGUGGAGCUGCGCGAGGUGGGCUCCACCCCCGCCGUCCUGUUUGGCGGCCAGGCCUCCCGCGCCGGCAUUGCCACCAUCGUCCUGCGCGGCGCCACGGACCAGUUGUUGGACGACGUGGAGCGCGCGGUGGACGGCGGCGAGACGGGGCUGGACCAGUACGCCAUCGCGCGCUUUGCGGACGCGCUGGAGGUAGUCCCGCGCACGCUGGCCGAGUCCAGCGGGCUGCCCGCCGAGGAGAGCCUGGCCGCGCUGCACGCGGCGCACGCCGCGGGGCAGGCCCGCGCGGGGCUGGACGUGGAGACGGGCGCGCCGCGCGACCUGGGCGAGGACGGGCACCUGGACCUCUUUGCCGCGCGGUGGUGGGGCCUGCGCCUGGCCGUGGAGGCCGCCACCACCGUCCUGCGCGUGGAUCAGAUCAUCAUGGCCAAGACGGCGGGUGGGCCCAAGCCGCGCCAGGGCGCCGGCGACGACGACGACUGA
Molecule: messenger RNA, 1530 nt
Organism: Auxenochlorella protothecoides
Lineage: Eukaryota; Viridiplantae; Chlorophyta; Trebouxiophyceae; Chlorellales; Chlorellaceae
Product: T-complex protein 1 subunit theta
Exons: 4
Coding region: 1-1530 (509 amino acids)
Biological process (GO): protein folding
Cellular component (GO): chaperonin-containing T-complex
Molecular function (GO): ATP hydrolysis activity; ATP-dependent protein folding chaperone; ATP binding
Source: RefSeq, a predicted model, not a curated record